This is a messenger RNA of Caenorhabditis remanei, 1017 nucleotides long. RefSeq lists its product as uncharacterized. NCBI's taxonomy places the organism in Eukaryota, Metazoa, Nematoda, Chromadorea, Rhabditida, Rhabditidae. The transcript has 3 exons. The record is from RefSeq and is a predicted model, not a curated record. Bases 1 to 1017 code for a protein of 338 amino acids. Gene Ontology annotation, molecular function: protein binding.
AUGACUUUACCGGUCUCACUAAUUGAUAUGCCAGAUUUGGUAUUAAAUAACAUUUUUUCGAAUUCCGAUCCUCGAUCGAUAUUGGUUCUCCGUAAAGUCUGUAGAGAUCUGAGGAAUUACAUUGACGACGUUAAACCGGAUCUUCAGAUUAAAUGCAUUGAAAUUUCUAUUGGACUAACAAGACAAAGAGCCAGAGAAGUUUCAUUGAUUCUCAUGGCUUCUAAAAGUUCUCAUCAUAUUUUUUAUCGAAAAUAUCGAAACGGAACAAUGGUCGUAUGCGGGAAGAAGAAAAAAGUGUUAGAAGAUGCUGAUUACUUCAACGUCUUUUAUGAAGAGCUCGAUUUCUUACUAUCGAGGCAAAAGUCACUUCUGAAUAGCUUCCGAUUGAAUCUCACUGAAUACGAUUCCGAGUUUUCAAAGUUAUUGAAAAGAACAUUAAAAAACAAAAAUGAAUUUCAAGAAUUAGAAGUUGAAUACUUUCAAAUAAAAGCGGAUAAGCACCAAGUGUUCGAAAUCCUGUCAAAUAUUUCUCCUAAAUCACUGUCUCGAAUCGAACUGCAUCUGGCUAAACCGACAGAAAUUGAGACAGAACAACUGGAGUUCAUGGAUCGAUUUCAUGACACAAAAGAACUAUACAUGGAGAAUAUAAUUAUUCUGGGACGCGUCGAGUGCUUUAUUCAUUUAUCAAGAGCUGAAAUCACAGUUUAUAGGGUGACAGUGGAAGAGCUGUUUCUGUUGAAAGAAGCGUUUCUUGAAAACCGCCACUUCAAACAUUUCUUGCUGCACUACAGGCACUUUGUGGAUGACGGUAUUUCCUACCUGCGACGAAUAAUUCUGGAGAACAGACGACUUCGGGAGACUUUUGGACCUCCAUCUACCACGAACAACAAAUCCAAAGAAAUGGAGUGGUAUUUCAAAAUUCCUUUUACGGACGAUGCUCUUUAUUUUUUCUUUUCCUAUCAACGCUCUCGUUUUGCACGUGUUCCGCUAUCAGUUGUUCCGAAUGUUGCGGUAUAG